AUGAAAACAUGUUACUAUGAGCUCUUAGAUGUGCAACCUUUUGCAGACGAUAAUGAGCUGAAAAAAGCAUACCGUAGAAAAGCUUUACAAUAUCAUCCUGAUAAGAAUCCUGAAAAUGUCGAGGAGGCUACUGAGAUAUUCGCAUCAAUAAGAGCUGCUUACGAAGUUCUGUCGGAUCCGCAAGAAAGAGCAUGGUACGACUCUCAUAAGGAACAAAUUCUGAAUGAUGAGCCCAUAGGGUUGAAUGAGGAUGGAGAGUUCGAAUACGAGGUUGAUGCUACAGUUACAGGUGUCACUACCGAUGAGCUUCUGAUGUUCUUCAACUCCUCUCUGUAUACCAGAGUAGAUGACACUCCAGCUGGACUCUUCCAAAUUGCAGGAAGAGUGUUUGCCAAAUUAGCUAAAGAUGAAGUGUUGAAUGGUAGAAGGCUAGGUCUCACAAAGCACAAUAUGUACAAAGAUGAUCAGUUUGAGCAAGACAUUAAUUCAGCUGGAUAUUCGAAGGCUUGUGAGCAGCAAUUCAAGGACUACGAAUUGGCUCCAGAAUCAAUGUUAUUCCCACCAUUUGGUCAUAGCUCAACAGACUAUGAGUACUUAAAAAGCUUUUACAAGAAGUGGUCGGGAUUCAAUACUUUGAAGUCUUUCAGUUGGAAAGAUGAGUAUGUAUAUUCCAGCAACUAUGAUAGAAGAACGAAAAGAGAGAUAAACAAGAGGAAUGAGAAAGCAAGGCAAAGCGCAAGGAAUGAGUACAAUAAAACCGUGAAAAGAUUUGUUGUGUUUAUCAAGAAACUUGAUAAAAGGAUGAAAGACGGAUUGAAGAAGUCUGAAGAGCUAAAGCGGUCAAAGGCACGUCAAAAGCAGAAGGAGUUGAAGGAUGCAUUUAACACAGAUAAAAAGACUAAGCUGGAGGGCGAAUUCGAGCCACAGAAUUGGCAAGCAAUCGAUGAGCAAAAUAUCAAAGAGAUGGAGAAACUAUACGAAGACUCGCAGGAUAGGGACGCAUUACAGGAUGCUGUCAUUGAAGAUUUCAAUGAGGAGGAGGAAGUGAUAGUUUAUGAUUGCUUCAUUUGCAACAAGAGGUUCAAAUCAGAAAAGCAGCUGGAAAAUCACUGCAAUACAAAAUUGCACAAAAAGAGAAUCGCGGAAAUACAAAAGGAAAUGAAGAAUGAGAGUAUGACCUUGGGACUAGACGAUCUUUCGGACUUGGAAGACUUCAGUUCAGCCGAGGAGUCCCUGAGUGCUGGUGCAAAUGAGAAGGAUGGAAGUGAGGACCAACAGACAGAUGAUGUCGAUGACGUUUCACUCAAGUCAAUUGACGAAGAACUGGCAAAGAUUGAGGAACAACUUGCGCAGAUGGAAAUGCAAAUAUCGGGAGACUCUGAAGGUGAUGUAGAGUCAGAUGAAACCACUGAAAUUGUGUCGUCAGAGGAAGAAGACGCAUUGUUGAACCAGUUACUGGCAUCAUUGAAUGGCGAAGCACAAGUCACCGAGGAAAGUUGGCAAGAUGACAAGAGACCAACAAAGCAAAAAUCAAAGAAGAAGAAGAACAACAAGAACAGCACGCCAGAACCAAAUUAUUCUGUAAAGAUGGCACCAACAGAUAGAGAGUCCUGCGGUACCUGCGGCGCACAGUUUGACAGCAGGAAUAAACUGUUCAAGCACGUUAAGGGCAAUAACCACGCUGCGCUACGCAGCGAGGUCAAGACUAAAAGUGUCAAAAAGAACAAGAAAAAGGCCAAGAAGUAG
Molecule: messenger RNA, 1746 nt
Organism: Torulaspora delbrueckii
Lineage: Eukaryota; Fungi; Ascomycota; Saccharomycetes; Saccharomycetales; Saccharomycetaceae
Gene: JJJ1
Product: Jjj1p
Exons: 1
Coding region: 1-1746 (581 amino acids)
Cellular component (GO): cytoplasm
Source: RefSeq, a predicted model, not a curated record